AGGGAUACUAGUCAGCUGAGCAAGAGAGAUCGGCAAAGAAACCUGUGACACAGCAGCUUUCCAGACGGUAUAUCGUUGAGCGAGAAAAUAGCGUCAUUCUCUUAUUUAAUCCCAAAUUCCUUCUCUUUCCAGCACCCUUGAUUAUGUCUGCCGCGCGCAUUCCGCUGACAAUCCAAGAAAUUUGCAAUCCUAGUAUAUCAUUCGUUACCAGAAGAAAGAAUGACUACGUCUGCAGCUGAGGAAUAUGCCUUGGACAGGAGCUGGCUUGACAACGUUCGUAUCAAUGCCAUGCAUCAGUUGGUAGGACAAGUCUACCAAGGUCACAUACACCCACGUAUCUGCACAGCAAACCCGGAAAUGAGAAUCGCUGAUGUUGGGACCGGCACCGCUAUCUGGCUCACAGAUCUAGCCAGUAAACUACCAGAAUCCGUUCGUUUGGAUGGUCUCGACGUUUCGUUCGAUGCUGCCCCCCUCCGCGAAUGGCUCCCACCAAACGUGACCCUGCACUACUGGGACGUCAAAUCGCCAGUCCCCGAGCACCUAGUCGGUGCAUACGAUCUGGUCAAUGUACGAUUUUUUACCAUUGUCCUUCGAAACUCUGAGAUCAAGGAUGCUCUGAAUAAUCUAUCCCGACUACUUAAACCAGGCGGCUACCUUCAGUGGACUGAUGCAGAUAUGUCUUCAAUCCGACCAGUAAAGAUUCGACCUGAUAUAAGCGACGAACCAUUGAAGCGGUUUGAGACCGUCCUUCGAGGGAACGACGAAAGGUUCUACACUUCUUGGGUUCCCGACCUGGGGACUCGCUUCCAAGAAGCCAAGUUCGUCGACGUCGAUGUUGAUCGCAGGGACCCCCCACAUUAUAUCGCACAAUCCCUGUUUGAGACUGUAAUGGUGGCCCUCGAAGUCUUCACCAGAAACAAGGAUAUGAACGAGCAGAAAGUCCAAGAACUGAGGACAACCAUCCGAGACGCAGCCAAGGCUUCCAGAGAGGGCUCUUAUCUUCAGUAUACAUAUUAUAGAGUUAUUGGACGGAAGGCCACAGGUACAGAAUUAUAGAAGCAGUCCUGGUAAAACAAUGCUAUUACUCUCAUCCCCAGCCAUCUGUAGGCUGUUCC
Messenger RNA from Aspergillus piperis CBS 112811, 1115 nucleotides. RefSeq names its product class I SAM-dependent methyltransferase. The transcript has 4 exons. Bases 220 to 1056 code for a protein of 278 amino acids. The record is from RefSeq and is a predicted model, not a curated record. Lineage: Eukaryota; Fungi; Ascomycota; Eurotiomycetes; Eurotiales; Aspergillaceae.